AUGAAGAAAUUCGAUAAUUAUGAUUCAUUUUUGAAACUAACAAAUAGAAUGUCAGAGAAUUCAACCCCAAUAGGAAAUAUAGUUUAAGUAUAAAAUCCAUGAUAUUUUCAAAGCCAAAACCUCAUUCUCACCCAACUAUUCUAAAUGGAUUGAGGAAUAAAAAUACUUAAUCUUAUAAAACUCUAUGUUCGCCUUCAAGGAUUUUUGACUACUCUGAUACUCCUGAAAUAGCUUAAAACUAAAAAAAUAAGUAUGAAGCAAGUGAAAGGAAGCGAUAAAUAGAAGCAAAUACUUAGAGAACUAUUAAUCCAAGUAUUGAAAAAUGCAAUUCACCUCAACAUUCGAGAAUACAAUCAAGCACUCGUUACAAUGUAAAUUAGGAGAGUACCUACAAAGAACCCAAACGCUAAGUAAAGUAAUGAAUAUUAAUUAAAAUUAGAGCAUGUACUCAAAAAUCAUAGGAUUUCAAUCAUCGAAUAAAUUUACCAAUCAGCUAAGUAAAUUGUUUUUUAAUUUAAGAUGUAAGUUAAUGAUGGCAAUGAAGAAUACGGAAAUUCUCGAACGCAUAAAAAAUCAUCAUCCAUUCAGACUUUCGUUAAUCUAUAAAGUUCUCCUAUUUAAAAUGAAUGUAUAAGAAUUAAUUAACAAUAGUCUUUUCAAUCUAUACUGAUAGAACUAGAGGAGUUCAAUAUGAAGAUAGUUUUCGCCACUUGUUAACAAGUUAUCAAAAGGCUAAUUCAAUCAAAAAUGAAGGCAAAAAGAAAUACCCCCAAAGCCGAUUAAUCUAUGAAUAGACAAAAUUAGCAGAACAAAAAGUCUUAAAACCUCAUAAUAAGGUGUUUUAAUAGAGUGAAAAUGGAUAAAAGGUAUAAAAUUGUAGAUAACACUUUAGGUAAAAUAAAUUAAAAAAGGGUAAGGAGAUUAGAACUUAAAUCAACAGAAGUCCAAUUUUAAGAUUUAUUGA
Molecule: messenger RNA, 964 nt
Organism: Paramecium octaurelia
Lineage: Eukaryota; Ciliophora; Oligohymenophorea; Peniculida; Parameciidae
Source: the annotation of a GenBank genome assembly